AGUCGAUAUCUGUCAAAGAGAGCGACUGGAAGGAAGCGCUAUGGCUACUGGAUGAGACCGAGGAAUUAAUUUCACAAAUAUGAGUUUAAUUGACUAUGUUGUAAUUUCUAAUUAUAAUCAUAGAUCUCUCAUUACUUUGCGACACACAUUUUUCAUCUUCUGACUUGAAGCAUCUCAUAAACAGAUAAUUAUGUUUGAUCAAAGAAUCAUAGCGAUCUGCUUCCUUGUGUGUUUUGCAAUAGUGUUCAACUUUUCUCUUCAUCGUAUUGAAGAGGGUCAUGUGGGGGUGUACUUCAGGGGUGGUGCACUGUUACCUCAAGUGAGUAAUCCAGGUUUUCAUAUGAUGAUACCAUUGCUGACCACAUAUCGUUCUGUGCAAGUAACUCUGCAGACGGAUGAGGUGAAGAAUGUGCCAUGUGGAACCAGCGGUGGUGUAAUGAUCUAUUUUGAUCGUAUAGAAGUUGUUAAUAUAUUAGAUGCAAAUAGCGUUUACAAUAUGGUGAGAAAUUUCACAGCAGAUUACGAUCGCACACUAAUUUUUAAUAAAGUGCAUCAUGAAUUAAAUCAAUUUUGCUCUGUACAUACACUGCAUGAAGUUUACAUUGAUUUGUUCGAUCAAAUUGAUGAAAACUUGAAAACUGCGCUUCAAAGGGACUUGAAUGAAUUAGCGCCUGGUCUCAAUAUACAGGCUGUAAGAGUAACAAAACCAAAAAUUCCUGAAACAAUUAGGAAAAAUUAUGAAUUAAUGGAAGGAGAAAAGACAAAGCUUUUAAUAUCUACGCAACAUCAAAAAGUAGUUGAGAAAGAUGCUGAGACUGAUCGCAAGAAGGCUGUCAUCGAAGCUGAGAAGGAAGCACAGGUUGCAAAGAUUCAGUAUAAUCAGAAAAUCAUGGAGAAAGAGUCUUUGCAACAGAUGGCUGCGAUAGAAGACGAGAUGCAUUUGGCGAGGCAAAAGAGCCGUUCCGAUGCCGAAUUUUAUCAAAUGAAAAUGCAAGCUGAGGCGAAUACACUACUUUUAUCUAAAGAAUUUUUAGAGCUCAAAAAGUACGAGGCAUUAGCGCGCAACGCGAAGAUAUAUUAUGGACAAGACAUUCCAAAAAUGUUCUCGUACGGCGGCUGCUUGAAUGAUGCCAGUUUUGACCCCAGUACAAAUAUUGAGAAAAAAUUAUAAGAACUGGAUAAUGACUCGUACUCGACUUUCUUGGUUAUUAAUAUAUGGAAUAAAACGAAUUGAUUUAUUUUUUCAAAUGGAUACUCUUAUUCUGAUACAUAUUUUGACAAAUUGCAGUUUUAAAAAUUCUGUAGUCGAUCACACUUUUUAAUUUAUAAUGUAUAAAUACAGUAUACGUAAUUCUAGGAAUCCGGAGUGUUACUUUUUUCUUUAAAUUGUGUGAAAUUAAAAUGUAUAUAAAUUCAUUAAAUAUGUACUGAGGUUCAUCUUA
Messenger RNA from Nylanderia fulva, 1442 nucleotides. Its product is annotated as erlin-1. The record is from RefSeq and is a predicted model, not a curated record. Lineage: Eukaryota; Metazoa; Arthropoda; Insecta; Hymenoptera; Formicidae. Gene Ontology annotation, molecular function: ubiquitin protein ligase binding; cholesterol binding. Gene Ontology annotation, biological process: SREBP signaling pathway. Gene Ontology annotation, cellular component: endoplasmic reticulum membrane; endoplasmic reticulum.